Molecule: messenger RNA, 2277 nt
Organism: Nymphaea colorata (pocket water lily)
Lineage: Eukaryota; Viridiplantae; Streptophyta; Magnoliopsida; Nymphaeales; Nymphaeaceae
Product: protein WHAT'S THIS FACTOR 9, mitochondrial-like
Exons: 1
Coding region: 248-1576 (442 amino acids)
Molecular function (GO): RNA binding
Source: RefSeq, a predicted model, not a curated record
UUCGGGGCCGUCGAUGGGAGUGAGAAACGGUUGAGAUAUAUCCAUCGUUUUACGCCGUCUUCCUCACCCAUUCUCCACGGAGAAACCCCUCUUAAAACCCUGGGCGGGCGGCUGAGGCAGAAGAAUCCCUUCAGCAACUCUGCAACUCUUCGCCAUCGGACAUUGCACAAUUGCAAGUCGAACGCGACGGGAGCUCUCUCUCGCUCUCUUUCUCUCCUGGUUGAUGGGAAUAUAUUGAGGGGAAGUAAUGAUUCGUCGUCGAUUGAGCGGGGGUCUGUGGAGGUCCAGCCAUGGAGUCACAACAUCUUGGUUGAAUCUCCACCUCUCUGGUUCAGCGGGCAGCCUUCUUAAGGAGGAGAAGAAGCACGAGAGCUACCGCCUCAUCAGGAGGGCGGGCUUCGUGGACGUGAAGAUGAAGUGGGUGAGAGACAGGGGACUUGACCACGCUGUGGAGAAGGAGAAGCACCUCCGGCCAACGGUGGCCCUCAAGAAUCUCAUAAAGAGGGAGCCUCGCCGGUGCCUCCCCGUCUCCAUUGCGUCAGAGAAGAAGGACGAGCUUGGUCUCCCCACCAGAGCCAUCGAGUUCAUACGGCGAUACCCCUCUGUUUUCGAGGAGUUCACAGACGCCGCCGUUGGAAAGCGACCUCUUGUGCGUCUAACGGCUGAGGCGAUCAGGCUGGACGAGGAGGAGCAGAGGGUUCUGGAUAGUCAGAAGCAGGACGCUGCUGAUAGGCUACUGAAAUUAUUGAUGAUGACGGGGGAGAAGAGGCUUCCCCUGAGAGUCAUCGAUCAAUUGAUGUGGGAUCUCGGCUUGCCGGAUGACUAUGCCCGCCGGUUGGUGCCGGAUUUCCCCGAUUACUUCGAGAUUGUCGAUUUGGGGCCGCCGCGUCAUGAUCCUGCUCUGGAGCUGGUUUGCUGGAGCAAAGCUCUCGCCGUCUCCGUCAUGGAGAAGAACGCCAUUAAGGCAGACGAAGGAGGCUACAGAAAAGGCAUGCCGCUCGCGUUUCCGAUGAAUUUCUCCACAGGGUUCGAUCUGGAGAAGAAGGUGAAGCGAUGGGUGGAUGAAUGGCAGAAAUUGCCGUACAUUUCGCCUUAUGAAGACGCUUCUCACCUGCACCCAAAGAGUGAUUUGGGGGAGAAAUGGAUGGUGGGCGUUCUGCACGAGCUCUUUCACCUCUUCAUCUCCAAAAAGACGGAGAGAAAUAACGUCCUCGCCCUCGGCGAGCAUCUUGGAUUCAGGCCCAGGUUUGCCAGGGCAUUCGCGCAUCACCCUGGCAUCUUCUACGUCUCAAACAAGCUCAAGACCUGCACCGUCAUCCUCAGGGAGGCCUACAAGAGAGACCUGUUGAUCGAGAAGCAUCCCAUGUUGAGCAUGCGGUUUCAGUAUAUUCGGCUCUUGAAGAUGGAGGCAGAUGGCGGGAAAAAUGCUGCCGCCGUCGCUUCGGCACAAUCGGAGUCUUCUGAGGACGAAAAAGAUGAGGAUGAUGAGGAAAGUGAAUCAGAUGGAGAUGGGGAUUCUUCAGAAUGGGAGAAGGAUGAGAACUUGACCGCGAUGACUACGACAAGGACGAGAUGAAGAUGACGAGGAGUGGGAUGACGGGCAGGCUACGGAAAGAAGAAUGCUUAUUAAGAUGAAGAGAAGCGGAAGCUCUUCUCCUUGAGCAGUCAUGUCUCUAGCUUGCAAAGUUGUGAAGGUGCUCUGAAUAGGAACGAUGGAAGGGGCUGCUACCGAUAAAUACACGUAUCGCCCGAAUGAUCCGAUAACAAUGAGAACGAGGAGAAGAGCGUACAGGUGAGGCCAUGAAAUGCAUAACUAAUUCUUGAAUCUGUUGAAUUCGCAUAUUCUCGUCAUCUAUCGAACAAAUGCGAAACUGCAGAGCAUCUGUAGGUUGGUAUCAUGCGAUACCUUGGAGGACGCUAUUAUCUUUUCUAGCAUAAUACAAGUACUUACAUGUGAAGAGAGGGCUCCCAAGCAUGGACACUAAGGGAAUCGAAUGUGCUAAUUUUAUUAUUCCCAACAUUCUUUCUGCGAGUAAGGAUAUAUUGGCGCCUAGGAGUUUUCAUUGAGUAGCCUUGAAGCAAUCCCUGCAAAAAUUUUUGACCAACCUCUCUUUGUUUUGCUUUCAUCGCUCUCUAUCUCUCUUUCUGUUCUUCUUGAUUUGCUGCUAUAGCGAGAGAGAGAGAGAGACUUUUUUCUGCGCUUUUGACAAACCAACGCUGCCAAUAUCUAGUUCUUGUAAGCUACUGAAUGUAUUAAAUAUAUGAUUUUAGUCUGAU